Lolium rigidum is the source of this 426-nucleotide messenger RNA. RefSeq lists its product as uncharacterized. The transcript is spliced from 2 exons. Bases 1 to 426 code for a protein of 141 amino acids. Lineage: Eukaryota; Viridiplantae; Streptophyta; Magnoliopsida; Poales; Poaceae. The record is from RefSeq and is a predicted model, not a curated record.
AUGCCGCUGCUACUGCUGCCGGCCGCGCGUUGCGCCGCUGCGGCGUCGGCGUCGCCGUCGGCGUCGGUCGCCUUCUCGCGGCCCGCGCCCUCGCGGCUCCGCGCGUCGCACCUCGUCUUCGCCUUCCGUCGCCUGAGGAAAUACGGCCGCCAGAGCCGUGAGCCAGUACCCACCACCAGCCAAAGCUUCGACGAGGCGGACGAGGACGAUGACGACGACGACGACAUUGAGGAGGCGGUUGACGAGGAUAUCUUUCUGAAGAAUCGGCCCAAGCCGCCCGGUUUCGGCGUAGGGAAGACCUACACCACCGACAUUGAGGAGCAGCUUCUCCGGGAGAUGGGCCUGGGCGGCGCGGGGCGCCCGUCCCCGGCCAAGAGCGUCAAGGCCGCUGGCUCGGCCAAAGAAACCGGCGCAGGGAGUAUCUGA